CCGCGCUGCCGCCCCGCGUCCAUCCUCCCUUAUCCCAGCGGUUACGGUAAGGAGCUUGUAGCACCACAGUCGCUCUCGGAGCGGUUUGACACAGAGAAGCGGAGCGCUCCGUUCAGGCGCUCUGCGGGCAGCCCGGCGGUUGCGAGGCAGCGAGAGGCGGGUCCUUUUCCCCUCCCCCCAUAAAGCCGCCGCAGUCCAGCCCCGAGCGCUGCCGUUACCGGGUCUCGCCAGCAGCCGGACGCCGCCUGCACCUCACGAUGCCUUCAAUUAAGCUGCAAAGUUCAGAUGGAGAGAUUUUCGAAGUUGAUGUUGAAAUUGCAAAGCAGUCUGUGACCAUAAAGACUAUGCUGGAAGACUUGGGGAUGGACGAUGAAGGCGAUGAUGACCCUGUUCCUCUUCCAAACGUCAAUGCAGCUAUUUUAAAAAAGGUGAUUCAGUGGUGCACCCAUCACAAAGAUGAUCCACCUCCUCCCGAGGAUGAUGAGAACAAGGAGAAAAGAACGGAUGACAUCCCUGUGUGGGAUCAAGAAUUUCUGAAAGUAGACCAAGGAACAUUGUUUGAACUCAUCCUGGCUGCAAAUUACUUGGACAUCAAAGGUUUGCUUGAUGUCACAUGCAAGACAGUUGCCAACAUGAUCAAGGGGAAAACUCCAGAAGAAAUUCGCAAGACAUUCAAUAUUAAGAAUGACUUCACUGAAGAGGAAGAAGCACAGGUACGUAAGGAGAACCAGUGGUGUGAAGAGAAGUGAAGCGCCGUGCCUGAUACUCGAACACUGUAAGGAUUGUUCCAAAUACUAGUUGCACUGCUCUGUUCAUAAUUGUUAAUAUUAGACAAACGCAGCAGCAAAUGAAGUUACGUUAGCAGGAUAUUGUUCCCUUUGCAUGUGUAGUGGGUUUUUUUUUUUUGAGUAUAAAUUUCAAUCUGCGUUUUUAUUAGUGUGAUGGGGUGUCUUUUUACUUUACUCUGCAAUGAAUAAAACUGAACCAAGUGUGGAUUCUGUAUGGGAAGUAGCACUUCAGGUUGUCAUCUUCAUUAUACUUUUUUUUAACUGUUCCAAGUCCAGUUACGAUCUUAAGCGUUGACUCCACCGUUGUAAAUAAAACCACCUUCGCUUUCUUCCUCAGGAAGAACAAACAGUGAUUUACAGGGUAUUGAUGGCUUCAGAAAGGAACAUUAAACGUGUCUCGGGGAGCUACGUAAAGCUUAGGAAAAUUGUUGGUUUUCUUACAAAAGCUUUUUGGAAAAUUGGUGUUACUUAAAGCUGUACAAUUUUAAAGAAAAAGAAAAGAUCUGCCCUCUUCCUUGUCCCGUUGGUCCUGUCUGAUAGGCCAGUGAGUAGUGCAAGAUGUUAUCUAGGUCAUCAAGUGAGCUUCUGACAGCAAUCUUGGCAUGAAUCUUGGCAUGCUUCUGCUGUGUCUUGAAGUCCUGCCUCCAGCUGGUAGAGAUGGGAUGUGCGUUGCUUUCUGCACAGGACAGGUGUGUUUUUAUCCUUUUUCUUGCUGAAAGUGGAAUCCAGGUUUGACCAAAAAUAACUGACAUUACCAAAGUUCAGAUUACUGACCUGUGCAUGCCAUUAGUGGCUGGUUUUUAGGCAAUUUUAAACUACCCUUGUGAUGUAGCUCUUGAAAACCUGGUUUUCGUGUAUCCAUGGGAGAUCUUUUUGCCUAUGUAUGUGAUACUUCCGCUUGUAGAGACUUCUUAUUGCAUACAAAGCUAAUGCAAUAUUGAGCUUGACUUCUUUGGACAAAGCCACUUGCAGUUAGUUAAACAGUAACUGGUUUCCUGAUCUUUAUUUUAAUUUUUUUACAGUUCCCUUAUAGGGAGUAGGGGGGUGGUGGUUUUGUGGUAGAUCUGAGGUGUGCUCUUAGCUUGUAUUGCAUUCCAUUCUCUGUAUAAAUCUUAGAGUAGAAUGAACCUUAAUAAACAUACUUAUCUCACUUUAAA
This is a messenger RNA of Coturnix japonica (Japanese quail), 1945 nucleotides long. RefSeq names its product S-phase kinase associated protein 1 (gene SKP1). NCBI's taxonomy places the organism in Eukaryota, Metazoa, Chordata, Aves, Galliformes, Phasianidae. Gene Ontology annotation, biological process: ubiquitin-dependent protein catabolic process. The record is from RefSeq and is a predicted model, not a curated record.